Molecule: messenger RNA, 4877 nt
Organism: Ceutorhynchus assimilis (cabbage seed weevil)
Lineage: Eukaryota; Metazoa; Arthropoda; Insecta; Coleoptera; Curculionidae
Source: the annotation of a GenBank genome assembly
AUACAAUCUAAAUUUAGACAAAGAUAUUGAAAAUUCCACACACAAUUUUUCUUGAAUUUUUGAGACGCAAUAAUGCAAUAAUGAGUGAAUCAAAGUGCGCUGAAUGCGGCGAAAAAGCCGAAUUAAAGUGCUCCGGAUGUAAAUUGGUAUCUUAUUGUGAUAAAGAACAUCAAAAAAAACAUUGGAAGGAGCACAAGAACUUGUGUAGACCUUUUGAGAUAGUCCAAGAUGCUGCAAUUGGCAAAUGCCUUGUGGCCACUAGAGAUUUACAGCCUGGAGACUUGAUUUUAGUCGAAAAUCCAGUCGCUUACGGUCCCAGGCCUCACAUGGUCGAAGAAGGUCCAGUUCCUUGUCCAGGAUGUUGCAGAUUGAUAUUGCCAGACACUGCUGCAAGAUGCGAAGGUUGCGACUUUCCAGUUUGCAAUCCAGAUUGUCCAGGCUUGAAAGACAUGGACAGGCACGGACAUGAAUGUAUGAUUUUGGGACUCAGAGAGUUGAGAGCUAUUAACGGUUUGCACGAGUUUUACAGGCAAGAUGCUUUGCUUGCACUCAGAUGUUUGCUUUUGCAAAACAGACAUCCAAAAAAGUUUGCACAGAUUUUGGAAAUGGAAAGUCAUUUGGAUAAAAGAGGAGAGAAUACUGAUAUUUACAAAAGCAUUGAAAGUAGGAUUGUUGAUUAUCUACAAGACAACUUCUUUGCUCCGAUGAGGAUUCUGGAAGGCAAAUCGGGCAAGCAAGUUUUGCCAGACAUCUCCAAAGAAACUAUACAUAAGAUUUGCGGCAUUAUUGAUGUCAAUGCUUUGGAAAUCAACCAAGAUGCUGAAGUUACAGCUUUAUAUCCGACUGCUUAUCUUAUGGAGCAUAAUUGCAUGUGUAAUACUGUGCAUUUUUUUGAGAAUUCGGAAAAAGGCUACACUAUCACAAUAAGAGCAGCCUUUGCAAUACCCAAAGGCGACCACAUUUCAACAAUGUACACCCAUUCCUUAUGGGGCACUCAAGCCAGACGAGAACAUUUACUAGAAACCAAAUAUUUCUCAUGUAAAUGCAACAGAUGCGCUGAUCCUACCGAAUUAGGUACUUUCCUGAGUGCCUUAAGAUGUAUAGGCACUCAAGACGACGAACCUUGCGGAGGAGUUCAGUUACCUGUUGAUCCAUUAGAUGACAACACAGAGUGGGCUUGCAAUAAGUGCGACGUGAAACUUACCAAUCAAGAAGUUUCGUUUUUGAUCAAUCAAAUCGGUGAAGAGGUUGAUCAUGUACAACUUUCAAACCCUACAGUUAGGGAUUUGGAUGGGUUAUUGACGAAGAUGCUUAAUUUUGUGCAUCCGAAUCAUUAUCAUGCUUAUUCAGUUAAGCAUUCUUUGGUGCAACUCUAUGGGUAUCAGCAAGGAUACAUGCCUAAUCAGUUGAGUGAUGAUGUUGUGGUGAGAAAGGCGACAAUGUGUAGGGAGUUGAUUGAGAUUACAAGGAAAAUUGAUCCUGCAAAUUCCAGGUUGCCUCUUUACACCGGAGUCCUCUUCCACGAACUCUACCUGGCCAACCAGAUUCUCAUCAAACGUAAAUGGGACUUGGGCAUCAAAACCAAAGUAAAAUCAAUAAAUCUGAUGUUCCAAGAAUGCCAAACGGCCCUCAAAGAAGCCGCCCAGGCGUUGAAAAACGAAAAAAACUCACCUGCUGGCCAAAAACUAAUUAGCCUCAUUGAAACGUCUACAAAGGAGUUUAACAAGUUUUUGGCAAGGAAUAAAAUUUUAUUGUAAAUUAAUAAAUACUAUCGUGGUAAAGUCUUAAUUUUGCUGCUUCGCAUACAGCCCUUAGCCAAAUGCCUACUGCGUGAGCUCCAGCGUUUGGAUAUUUACAACCGGGUUGUUUAGAAGCAGUGGCAGCUUCUUCGGCUUUUCCAACCCCGUUUUCAAACAAAAUAAUAAAUGAUUUUCCUAUAUUUUGUCUCAGGUAACUAGAGCAAGCUUCCAAAGGGUCAUAUAAAGUUCUAUCUCCUAGUUCUACGUUUCCAUAUCGUCUCACCGCGCUGCAAGCAUUUUCCAUAGCUUGAAUCCACAUUUCUGAGUCUACUUGUUCAUCGUCUGGAUAUCCUCCAAAUGUGUUGGCUGUAGCUUCAAACAUUAUUGAAUAAAGACAGCCCAUUGUGCCUCCGACUGAGUUUUCAAGGAUUUUACUUAGGCUGAGGAAAAAUGUAAAGGGAUAGGUGAAGUUUAGCUUUUUAUCGCAGCUGCGUUUGUUUAAAAUGUUGGCCAUUAUUCGUAGACGGGUGCCAGUGUCUCCAUCACCUAGGAAUAUUAAUGUAAUGCAUAGAGAUACAAUAAUUGAAUAUUCAUUUACCUCCUUUGAUGUUUUCACUGUCCAUUUUGUUUAGCAUUUUUUCGCAGGAGAUUAGAGCGUCGCAAGCGAAUUGGAGGCAUAAUUGCAUUAUGUUUGCCGCUUUCUCGGUCAGUUUUGGGCCUUUAAUAGGGGGUGAUAGCCUGCAUUUUUUUCGUAAUCUUCCCAACAUUAGGUUAUUGUCGGUGUUUAAGGGUUCCACUUGAAAAUUUGACUUCCAACCUUGUUAAUGUGAAAAUUACAUUUAGGGUUUAGCUGUUUUUGAGAUAUUUAGGUACCCAGUAAACAUAUCUAUGACAUUUUGAGUUAAAGUUUCAAAUUUGAGGCUCAAUAUCUCUAAAACUAUUUGAGACAAAUGAUUCAAUUUUGUUUUAUCUUAAAGAGCGGUUAAUUCUAAUAUCAAAAUAUACCUUAAAAUUUUAGAAUAAUAAUUAAGUCAUGAGUAAUUUUGUGUCAAAAUUGAAGUUUUUCUAUAAGGGAUAAUAUAUAAAAUGACACUGAGAUAGUUUUUGCUUUGAAGCUGUUAAUUUUUAUCCGAUUUCAAUGUAAUUAGGCUUGAAUUAAAGCCAGUUAAAUCCUCUACAACUGUCCAAUGAAUAAUUUCAAUGUAGCUUCAAUAAUUUUGAAGCUGCGAUGCUUCAAACUUUUUAGACUUUGAUCUCUAUCAAGGUGAUUGUGAAUGAGCAGAAGGAAAUUUAAAUUUUUUUCUUAAAUUUGAAUCUUUUAUUCAUUCACUUGUAGAAUUUCAAUUCAAUCCGUUCAACAUUUUUCUCAAAAAAAAUAAAACGUGCCUCAAUGUCAUUUUUUGGAUAUUUGAUUUUUCACAAAACGACAUUGAUACCCAUUUUGCUUCAUAACUUUGUUAAUUUCAAUCCGAUCUUGAAUUAAAGCCAAUUAAAUCCUUCACAAAUGUCUGAAGAAUAAUUUCAAUGCAGCUUCAGAAGUUUCGAAGCUGCGGUGCCUCAAGUCAUUUUUUCGGAAAUUUGAUUUUUACUGGGUAUCUCUACUCUCUCCAAUUAAAGUUAAUCUGUACCUGUUGUGUUACAAGGUUUAUCCAACAGCUCCAAAACCUGGCCAUCGAAAACCUUGAGCAAAGUAACCAUUAAAUCCAUAUCAUUAUCCAAUUGCAAAUAACUCCCAAUAUAAAACCUAGCAAUUUUAACAUCAAACCUUUUGAAAUAAUCCGUACAAUAUUUAACAAUUAUAAACUGCUUUGUCCGAUCAAAAGCCCCAAUAUUGUUAACUAGAACGACAAUGUUGUCUCCUCCUUGCAAACUGAAUCUUUGGCUUGUAGUCAAUUGCUCUAACAAAUUAAUAAAAGUACUUUUCAAAACAUCUUCGAUGCAUGUUUGUCCUGAUCCAAUAUCAUCUGUUUCACAUUUAGUACAAUAGAGACACUCUCGUGUAUGUGGCAAAGAUUUUUGAAAACUAACUCCAGCAGAUAGGAUGUUGUUAAUUGCAUUAUUACAGUAAUUAUAAAUUUCAGUUAUUGUUUUAUCUGCUAUAAUAAGGGCACCAGCGAUUUUAUUUACUAGAACAACCCCUGUUAGUCCUCUGUGUUCGAAUCUGGCUUUUUCAUGGUUUUUACAAUCAUCUGACACUGUUAGUAAAGCUACCCUUAAAUCAUCAUUGUCAGCCCUUUCAAUUGCAAGCCCAAAAUUUAAUAAGUUACUAGAGCUUGUUGGUACAAUAACUAAAACUCCUUUUACAUGGUUGACACUUAAUUCUCUUAGAACGCGUAGAAUCAUGCUCGGGGUUGGAUAGUCAUUUGGUUUGCCUGAAAUAAGCAUUGAUUUAUUCAUUUAUAGAUAAACUUGGUGGUAACUAUUAGUUAGCGGAUAACUUGUUGACCAAUGGGCUUAUUAAUUGUUUGGCCAACAAAUCUGAAGCUAUGGGAGUGAAGGAAAUGUAGUUGUAGUAGAAUGUGGCUGAUUUUAUUAAGGAAUUUUUUGAAAAUAUAUUAUGAUAAUGGUUUAUAUGCAAAAAUCGACAUUGCAAGGUAACUUGAUGACGUCAUCUGAUCUGGGGAGCCUCACGGAGAUUAGCAUUAUGUUGAAGCAUCCCUGAUGACAUCAUAAAAGUUAUCAGUCGAUGUUUCAAGUUUUUAUUGAAAAAUAGAUUUACAAAAUGAUCUAUACUUCAUGUCUACAGUAUUUUUGCUUUAUUAUAAUUGAACGUGGCAACAUCGAACAUUUUCAAAUUGCUUUAAAUCCACUGGCCAGACAAUACCUGACAGUUUAUCAGAAAAUGAAUAAACCGGGCCUUAAAAUAAAUUAUGAUUUUUACCUUGUAUUGAAGCUGUAAGCAUGCCAGCACCAACGUACUCUAUAAAACUAGAAGUACCGCCUGAAACUAAUCGUACUUGAUCGGUAUUUUUGAAAUUUUUGUCUACAAUAACUUCGCCGAAUUCGAAUAGGGAAACGUGUUGAUUAAAAGCGGCGUAGCCUCUUAUACUGGCGUCUACUGAAUGAUCUGGAUGUCGUCUUUUGUACAUAUUUAAAUUUUAUAAACAAAUAAUUUUUAAAUAAUAACAAACAUUCGAA